Messenger RNA from Tremella mesenterica DSM 1558, 1836 nucleotides. RefSeq lists its product as uncharacterized. The record is from RefSeq and is a predicted model, not a curated record. The coding region runs from base 1 to 1836 and encodes 611 amino acids. The transcript is spliced from 6 exons. Gene Ontology annotation, biological process: proteasome-mediated ubiquitin-dependent protein catabolic process. Lineage: Eukaryota; Fungi; Basidiomycota; Tremellomycetes; Tremellales; Tremellaceae. Gene Ontology annotation, molecular function: protein-macromolecule adaptor activity; protein binding. Gene Ontology annotation, cellular component: nucleus.
AUGCCCCGUCCUUCAACUCAACGCCAACCUCUUGGUCUAAUAUCACCCAACACCCUCUCACCGACUCAUCAACGAGACGCGUCAAAAUCCACUCCUACUCGCCAAAGAUACACCUCUCUUGGGAAAAUCCACAAUCGUGGGACACCUUCUUCUCCUAGAUCACCUAUAAAAGAUAAAACUCCUUCUUCUUCCUCUACAAAAGAGAAUGAUAUCAAUCAUUCGAAAACUGAAUCCUUUCUUUACGGUCACGAUCCCAGCGGAGAGAUCAGUCGGAAUGAUGAUGAUAAACUCGGGGAGAUGGGAAUGGGCAUGGGGGAUUGGUUUCCUUCACUUAUAAGAAGGAGUGCAAAGAGUAGUAAAUCUCUCUUGAAUUUGGAGAAAGACACUAGGGAAGUGUUCGAAUCAGGGAGGUCGAAAGUUUGGGUGAGAAGAAGGAAACGACAGCUUGUGUGUAGGAUGGAGGACACUUUGAUUUCAUUAUCGACUGAACUACCUACAACUCGUCAUCCUUCUUACCUCGCUACUCUGGCCACUUCCCUCGCACCAUACAACCCCGACAUCUCACCCUCUCUCAUCCUUCUCCCUUCCCACCAUUCUCCCACUGGACACGCCCGAGAUUUUUCCCCAGCAUUAGGAGUAGCUUUCAACUCCAUCGCCAAAUCUUAUGAUUCCUCCAUGGCUCGGGCACAUGGGAGACGACGAUUAUUAGCUGUUGCGGGGGAAGAAGGUGGUGUAAGGGUCGUAGAUGUUGAUCAGGGCUUAGGACCACAUAGAGAAUCUAGAGGAUUAUGGUGGAGAGCUCAUGCGAAUGCUAUUUUCGAUAUCAGUUGGUCUCCUGAUGACACUUCUAUAAUGACAACAUCCGGCGAUCAAACAACCAGAUUACAUUCUGUCGAAGGACCCGAACCGAGAUUAUUGGCAACUCUACGAGGUCAUACUUCUUCCAUCAAAACAGCCGUUUUCUUCGACCCAUCACGAUCACAUGUAAAAGAUACCAACAUCAUUGCUUCAGGUGGAAGAGACGGUAAUAUCUUGAUUUACGAUUUGAGAUGUCGAGGUCGGAUCGGUGAUGAACAACAUCGACGAAGAACCAAAGCGAGGUAUUCUUUGGGGGUGCCUGGAUUUUCGGUACAGGAUGGAAUGAAUUUGGAUCCUAUCAUGAUUGUUCAAGCUGCUCAUGGUGAGGCGGGGAAACGGGGUAUCUCAGGACGUACGGCAACACGGAGUGUGACAAGCUUGGUAGCUCUACAAGCCAUGCCUGGUGUAUUAGCUUCUGGAGGUUCUUUCGAUGGGAUUGUCAAACUCUGGGAUUUACGUUUCACUCCGGAUAUCAAGAACGAUUCCAAUUCCUCUUCUUCUUGUACACCCUUGGGAAUAUUACCAGACCCAACUUUGAUUCCCGGUCGAAGAUCCCGAUCCAUAAAUAGUUUAGUGGAAUCACCUACCACUGGCGAUUUAUACGCUUUAUGCGGAGAUUCUCAAAUCCACACAUUACGUCCAUCAGCUUAUUGUCAAGAAGGAGAUUCAAUCGCCAUCUUACCUCAGAAAUACUCGGAUCCAUCAUUACUCGUCUCGUCAUUUUACGUCAAGAUGGCAGUAAGUUCUGAUGGAAAGUAUUUAGCGAGUGGGAGUUGUCAAGGUGGUUUAAUGACUUGGCAAGUGAAUCCUAAAGGAUGUGAAAGGGCUACAAGGUUUGGAGAUGGGAAGAAGAAAGAAGUUUGUGCGGUGGAUUGGGGUCAUGAAUUAUUGGCAGGAACUACUGAAGAUUCCGAGACGAGGAUAUGGAGACCUAGAUGGGCAGUUGAAGGAGGAGAUUUGAUCGGACCGAUAGAGUAA